Messenger RNA from Lentinula edodes (shiitake mushroom), 2604 nucleotides. RefSeq names its product insulin-like growth factor binding protein. Bases 1 to 2604 code for a protein of 867 amino acids. Lineage: Eukaryota; Fungi; Basidiomycota; Agaricomycetes; Agaricales; Omphalotaceae. The record is from RefSeq and is a predicted model, not a curated record. The transcript is spliced from 2 exons.
AUGACAAUAUCUGCCUCUGGAGCGCAGACAAGUGCAUUGUUGCUUCCUGGUCAAUACACAACGACGACUGAUCCAGAAUUACUCCAUGGUCUCCUCACCUCAUCUUCCUCAUCAUUAUCACCAUCCACCGGUUUUAAUUCCUCUUCCGUCUCGCUUCCGUUAACUGUCGCUCUUGAACCCGGUUUAGCGAUCUAUUCUAACUCUUUGUACGGUGGUUCCGCUGGAUUUUCAUCUCUUCCUACUUCCCCGGUCGGUAAUUCUUCGACUUCUCUGAGUGCACAGUCGCUCGCUCUUUCGUCCAAUAUCUGGGCCGCCAUCAACGUCGGUUCUACGAAUCGUGUCGUUUUCUGGGACUCCGUGCCAGAUUUCUCCCAACUUGCGGUAUCAGGCUCGCUAUCCCUUGUAGACAUGCAAUCCUCUGCUUGUGAGCCUGCUUGCUCGAGCAAUGGUAUUUGCACGUCGUCUGGUACUUGUUCAUGCGCGGCUGGUUUUACCGGAGCCUCUUGCGAAUCUUGCGAGUCUGGUUUCUUCGGUUUGUCCUGCCAGGCUUGUCCUUCCGGCUGCCUCGACUGCGACGAUGGCAUAUCUGGGACUGGAAAGUGUCUUGCUUUCAACAUCACCAACGCGCCUUCUUCUUGCAACUGUCUCAAUGGUGAAUGCGGGUCUAAUGGGCAAUGCAGUUGUAACGCAGGCUGGACCACUGCCGACAACGGUACAGCUUGCGCUAAAUGUGCUUCCGGAUUCUUCUUGACCUCCACCGGCGACUGUAAAAUCUGCGAGAUUGGAUGUUCUGCAUGUGCGGAUAUUACAGGAGACUGUCAGACGUGUAAGAGUGGUUUCACACAGGACGCCAAUGACAAGACCAAAUGUGACGCCGAACCGACUACUACCAGUUCUGGGACUGUUUGUCCAGAUGGCAGUUUUAGCUCGGGUACAACUUGCUCUACAUGCUCUCCAAGUUGUCAGACCUGUAAUGGAGCAACUUCCAACGACUGUAUUAUUUGUGCCAGUGGAAGCUACGCGUUCAAUGGAAGCUGCAUCACUGCAGACUCUAAUGGUGUCUGUGAGGGAACAGGACUUAUCGCCGACAACAACAAGAAGGAAUGUGAUACCUGUGGAGCGAAGUGUACAUCGUGUGGGAUAUCCGGUUUUACCACCGCAUCCACCGUCAACCAGCUACAAUGCACAGGCUGUCUACCCGGUUCGUUCCUCUCCAACGGAAGUUGUGUAAGCAGUUGCCCUGCUGGUACUUUUAUUUCGUCACAGGACAACACUACCUGUUCCGUCUGCGACUCUUCUUGUUCCACCUGCGCAGGCUCAUCCACAUUCUGUUUAACUUGCGCCAACGGCGAGCUUGCCUCGAAUGGUCAAUGCGUCAGCACCUGUCCCGCUAACACCGUAGCCUCUAAUUCGACGAAAACCUGCCUUAACUGUCAUCCCGACUGUGUAUCUUGCUCUGGAACCGCUUUCAACCAAUGUUUGUCAUGCCCUCCGGAUCGACCAGUACUGAAUCAAGGACGUUGCCUCCCUGUAUGUGGCAAAUCGCAGUUCUUCGAUAGUACGAGUGGAAGUUGCCAGGCUUGCGAUUCGAGCUGCUCUAGCUGUUCGGGAUCUGGAUCGUCCGAAUGCCUUGCAUGUUCGAGCUCUUCGCAGGUGCUGAAGGGCGGCUCAUGUGUGUCUGCUAACUGCAAUGGCACUACUGAUGUUGUUACCGGCUUAGGGGUUUGUCUUUCGGACCUUGUGGUAGUUCCGCAAGCCUCCAGUAGUGCGGCACCUUUACCUACCAUCACCGGACUUACGCAACCCACUGUGGUCACGCAAACUUCCUCGAAACGUCUUCAGUGGUGGGAAAUCCUUCUCAUGGCUCUCGGAUGUGCCUUCAUUUUCCUAGCAGUCAUUUGGUGCUGGAGGAGAAGGGCAAGGAAGCAGAGGGCGAAGCGCACCAAGGCAUUCGCACAAGCCAAAAAUAUCGACCAAUCGACUAGCUGGAGAUGGAGGCUUGUGAGGUUUGGGGAGAAGCUCUUUGGUCACCGAGCUAGCAAGCGCGCGUACCCGGAGCCUACACCGGAUGCUAAUCCAGGAUUAGAUUCGGAAGCGCUAAAGUUGAUGAAACUGAGGAACGCAGAGGAAGCUAGACAUAAUCAAGAGAUGGAGAAACUGAUGCUUAUAUCGGAUUAUCAGUAUCCCCCUGAGAAGCGGUCGAGCUACUAUCCUCCCUCUGUCCUUCCUUCUUUAUACGACGUCGGGCAUUCUCGAAAACACCUUCAUGCAGUAGACUCUGCCACCAACAGACUUUCUGGACCUUCGCUGUACUCUCAGGUCACGGGUGUACCACGGAAUGGUCCUGAAGCAAGGCAGCCGGUCAAGAAAGAUCUAAUCACUUCAAGGUUUUCAGCAUCGUCGUUGAACUCUUCAACUGCCCAUUCUGCCAAAUCGAGGGAUCUGACGCGUCCCCAUACUCCUGCUGAGCAGUACGCUAUGGAUGUGAGGUCUGAUCUACUUGUGGAUACAUCCACCCCGGAACAGUCAUCUCACCACGCUCAUUGGAUUCAGCCUACCCACACGGGAGCUACGGUUUCGUCUAAAAAUCCUUUCCGAAGAUAG